AUGGCACCAUUUGAGGAUUUGUAUGGAUGUCGUUGUCCUAGCCCGGUGUAUUGGGACGAUUUCAAUGAAGCGAUGACUUUGGGACCCAAAUUGCUAUUCCAAAUGACUGAGAAGGCGAAGUUGAUAAAGGAUCGUAUGAAAGCAGCACAAGACCGUCAGAAGUCUUAUGCUGACUUGAAGCGUCGUCCAGAAGAGUUUGCAGUGGGAGAUCGUGUGUUGCUUCGCGUAUCGCCCAUGCGCGGAGUAGUACGCUUUAGUGCUCUUGGAAAGUUGAGCCCCCGAUUCAUUGGUCCGUAUGAAAUUUUGGAACGUGUACAUGAUGUAUCUCAUGUGUCUCAAUUAAAGCGAUAUUAUACCGCAACCUCUCAUAUCUUAAAUCCCGAACCUUUAGAGUUGGAUGCAUCCUUAUCUUAUUCUGAGGAACAGGUUCGAAUUUUUGAUAUGAAGGUCCGUAGUAAACGACAGAAGGAUAUACCUAUGGUUAAGAUCCUGUGGUCAAAUCACGAGCACAAGGCGGCUACAUGGGAAACCGAAGCCUCUAUACGCGAGAAGUUCCCUCACCUUUUUCAGCAAGUGUGUUCCGCGUUUCUUGUUGUCAUGCAAGUUACGAGGGCGUAA
Messenger RNA from Amaranthus tricolor (Joseph's coat), 618 nucleotides. RefSeq lists its product as uncharacterized. The coding region runs from base 1 to 618 and encodes 205 amino acids. Lineage: Eukaryota; Viridiplantae; Streptophyta; Magnoliopsida; Caryophyllales; Amaranthaceae. The record is from RefSeq and is a predicted model, not a curated record. The transcript has 3 exons.